Molecule: messenger RNA, 849 nt
Organism: Suncus etruscus (white-toothed pygmy shrew)
Lineage: Eukaryota; Metazoa; Chordata; Mammalia; Eulipotyphla; Soricidae
Gene: CTSG
Product: cathepsin G
Exons: 6
Coding region: 1-849 (282 amino acids)
Biological process (GO): proteolysis
Cellular component (GO): intracellular membrane-bounded organelle; cytoplasm
Molecular function (GO): serine-type endopeptidase activity
Source: RefSeq, a predicted model, not a curated record
AUGAAGCCACUCCUGCUCCUGGUAGCCUUUCUUCUGCCCACUGGAGCUGGAGCAGGGGAGAUCAUCGGAGGUCAAGAAGCCAGGCCCCACUCACAUCCGUACAUGGCAUAUCUCCAGAUCCAGACUCCAGUAGGGCAGCUCUCUUGCGGGGGUUUCCUGGUGCGUGAAAACUUUGUGAUGACAGCAGCUCACUGCAUGGGAAGCUCUAUCGUUGCUGUCCUGGGAGCCCACAACAUCGGAAGACAGGAAUUUAGUCAACAGCGGAUCCCCGUGAGCAGAAUCAUCUCCCAUCCUGAGUAUGAUCCUCAGGACAACAGUAAUGACAUCAUGUUACUGAAGCUGGAGAGAAGAGCCAGACAGAAUCGCUUUGUCCGGACCCUGAAUCUGCCAACUCCCAGAACAAGGCUGCGUCCAGGCACCACAUGCACUGUAGCAGGAUGGGGACUUAUUGGCCUGAACCGGAGAACCCAGAAUCUCCAGGAGGUACAACUAAGAGUGCAGAGUGAUUUGCCAUGCAGCAGGCGCUUCCCUUUCUACAAUAGCCAGACACAGAUGUGCGUGGGGGACUCAACAGAGAGGAAGUCCGCAUUCAAGGGAGACUCUGGGGGCCCCUUGGUGUGCAACAAUGUGGCCCAGGGCAUUGUGUCCUAUGGAGACAGUGUGGGAACACCACCAGCCGUCUUCACCAAGAUCGCCAGCUUCAUGCCCUGGGUCAGGAGAACAUUGAGAAAUGUGGACCAGGGACAGGAUGAGCAUAUUCCUGCCUCCAAGCAGUCUGUGCUGAUCCUCCUACAGCCUGAGGAUGGGUACAAGGGCAGCUCUGUUUCCAGGAAAGUUCUCCUCACCUAA